UUAAAAUUUUAAGAAUAGAAUUAAUUUAGAUAAACUGUGCUUGCUGUAUUCGCUUAAUAAAUUAAAAAAGCAGGGCAUUAUUCGGUGGGCACAAAAAACAAACUUUUCAUCUAAUGGAAGUCAACAUCGUUCAUCCGGAUGAUGAUCCGGAUAUUCUCGCUGAAGACAAUACUCGGCCCUCGCUACCGGAGGAUUUCCCAAAUUUUCGUGAUUUUCAAAUUGAAAAAAUGGUUCAGCACUUCCGUGUGGUAACAGACGGAUCGGUACAGCGACUUCGGCUUGGUUUCAAGUGUAAGUUGUGUAACGAGGUAUUCAACAAAACGAUGCAGUUACUGGGACACAUCCGGAAACAUUUCGAGGACAACCACAGUUGCCGUGAUUGUGGAAAAUAUUUUUUCGAUACGAAUAAACUACACAUUCAUAAAAGAGCCAAACAUACACAGGCGUUAAAGUGCCAGUUAGGAUGUCCUAGUUAUACAACAUCUAAUAUUAAAUGUCUUCAGUCGCAUUACUUGCGCUAUCACUGUAUAAAGAUUAGGCCGAGAGAAAUGAAGAAAAUGGAGGAGACGCUGGUCGGUAGAUCUGGACAUUUGAGUAAAUUUAGAAUCCGUCGAGAAGAAAUCGCAGAUCAGCAGAGAGCUUUAUCUACUGCUCAAGUGUUCGAGAAAGCUGAUGUUGAGGAGCAAGACCAGGAAGUUGAGACAAGAACUGAAAUUGAUGAUGACGACUUUGAUGAACCGGAGGACUACGGUCAAACGGUAGAGUGUUGCGUCUGUGAUGUAUACAUUCCAAGUGAGGAUGAUUUGCGAGUACAUGAGGAAACUCACAGUAGUCCGUACGUUUGUAAGAUUUGUUUGACUGCAUUUGAGCAGCUUGAUGAUGCUCGUGAUCAUUAUGAUUCUCACGAGAAAACUCAGGUCAUGCAGAAUCCUCUCCAGGUACAGUCUAUCAGUCUAUCUCCGGCAAUUUUGCAGCAGCCUCAACUUCAAACGAGCAUCCCUGUAAACACGAUUACCACUCAAAGUCAACAGCAUAAUCCCACCCCAAACAUUACAACUAUGAUUGUAAUGCAUAAUGGAAAUCCCAUUCUAAUUCCAGUUCAAACCUUUGAUAGUAGUCAGUUAGUUCCAGCUUUCCAGCAGCACUCAGUCCCUGCACAAAUUACUACGCAGCCGGCUACCACGAUUACGCCUAUCACAGCUGCCUGGCCAAUCAAUCAGUUACUUCCCGUAAACAAUCAAAUCGAAAUCAUUCCAAUCCACUCGACUCAUCAAGCAGGUAACCCUCCCACAGGGACCAAUGCGGCGGGAGCAUUAAAUCCGAUUGGACCUCCUGCAGGGGCGAUCCCAAUUCAAAAUAUAAUUAAUAUAAAGCAGGAGCACGGUCCUCCAACGGCAGCUCACGUUCAGCAUAACGCUGGCGGAGGAAUCGUAAUAACGCCCAUUACUGCGUUAGAUCAAAACUUCUUGCGACAACAACAGCAACAGGCAUUACAUGCACAGAUACAAAUGCAACAACAGCAGCAGCAACAACAACAGCAGCAUUACCAACCCCAAUCGUAAGCUGAAUAUAGAGAUGAUCAAACUGACUAAAAUCGAAAUUUUAACGAGGCACCAAUCACUUCGAAGACGUGUCAUACUAAUAAGAAUUAUGUGUAAAAAAACUUGAAUGGCGUACAAUUUAUAAAAUAGGAACAGUUUUUUUUUUGGUUUUGAAGCCGAACUGAACAGCUGUCUGAAUGUGGGAAACAUAAUCAAAAAAAAAAUGGUAUGGUCGAAGCGUAAACGAAUUACUACUAUUUACGAUUUUGUGCCAGUCGAACGCUGUCAUCGUUUUAAAAUGUUGUAUAAUCUACUAUUAUAGACAUUCAUGCAUAACACUUACCAAAAUUAUAGCGGCGGAUGCUGAACGAAAAAAAUUUUUUGCUUAUGUGCAUAGUUUCGCGGUAUAUCUAUUAGGUGUUAUGCGACAGUAUACAUCUAACGUCCACUAUUUGUUUUUUUAAAUGAGGUUUUUCGAAUAUAUAUUUAUUUAUUGUCAUUAUUAUUAGCACUUUUGAAGAAAGUAUCUUCUCGUAGUUUUGAACGAUUUAGUUAUGAGAGGUCGAGCGUUUUAGGCUGGGAAUUUUUAAAGAUUUUACUUUAGAGAAUUUUAAUGUUUAAUGGUUUUGAUACAAUUUAUGUGUUGUGGGAUACCUAAGCUGUCACAAUGCUAAUUGAGAACAUUUGCGUUCCAAAAAGAAUGUCGGGCCUGAUAUGUGAUCAAAUACGAUGGCACUUUCAUAUAAGAAAAUCAGCAGACCUUCUAAGCCUAUUAACCCUCUCUUUCCCAUGGCAGCACAAGCGAUUCAUGAUAUCCAAUACUAAAAUCAACAGAUCAAAUAUUUCAGACAUUUGAAUAUUGAUAUUUCUAUUUCCGAACGUAGUAGAAGCAUUGUUCUAAAGGUUGUGUAGUUGUGCUUAAUGAAUUCUGGUUAAAAACCGUUGCGGUUAACUAAAAACUGCAAACCAGGUAUACACCCUUAGAACGGAGAGGGUUAAUUUUAAGUGAAAUAAAGCCGUUCCAUCGAAAAUCCUUCAUAGAUACCUACUGAAAACUGAUAUCGGAUAUAUAGAUUUAGUCCUGUGUUGUAUCGAGCAUGUUAUAAACGAUGACAUAGGUACUUCAGAAUGAGUUUCACUUUAAGCAGGUUAAACGUCAAAUAAACGUGUCGAAUGCUACUUAACUAGCAAUGUCUAUCAUCUGUUGAUCCAAGUUAUACAACUUUAGAGUCAGUAAGGAAAUUUAGACUGGAAUUUACAUGCAAUCAUGUAGAACAAAAACAACCCGUUUAGUUUAUAUUUAGUAAGCAACCUUA
Molecule: messenger RNA, 2857 nt
Organism: Sabethes cyaneus
Lineage: Eukaryota; Metazoa; Arthropoda; Insecta; Diptera; Culicidae
Exons: 2
Coding region: 114-1562 (482 amino acids)
Biological process (GO): regulation of transcription by RNA polymerase II
Cellular component (GO): chromosome
Molecular function (GO): chromatin insulator sequence binding
Source: RefSeq, a predicted model, not a curated record